UCUUACCGUAGAUAGCCCUUUUGAACGCAGCAUUCUGCGGCCCCAAUGCGUGUUGACCAUCCUCGCAAUGAACCUUAGCCGUGGGAACGGGAAAAAUGCAUGCGAUCAGAAAUGGAGGGCCUAUUUGGGGCUUCUCCUCGCUGUUGCCCUCACUUUCGCCGUUCUCCACCGAACCGGGCAUCUUCUACACUAUGUCUUGGGUGCCCUUGUACUCAUAGGAGGCAUUGCCAGAUAUUGGCGGCCCCGGCUGGGGGUUGGAGAUCCGCGGCCAUUGGUCAUCGUGCUACCGAAGAAUGCUAAGUUCAGUCCCGAGGUGGAAUGCAUGGCAGUGCCUUGCUUGCUGGAGCUCUCUGAUGAGAAGAAAUCUCAACUUUGGUGGCAGCAGGAUGACUUUGAUGAAUUUCUCAAAGUUCGCCUGGAGAUUGCCAAAGCCUACAAGGCUGCUGCGCAGACUUUAGGUGUGGAAUUCAACUCUGUCUGCAGCGUUGGGGUGCACUCCUUCGCAGGUUAUCAGGCCAUGCGUGAAGCAUAUCCCAGUCUAAAGGAUGAGUCUCGACGGGGCCUGGGCUUGGGACGGAAACGUUCCCGAGCCAAAAACCGGGUGGCCUACAUCUCGGCCGUGACGAAGGAGCAGAGGAGGCAACAUGAGUUGGGCAUCAUGGAUGAGGAGGCCUUGGCUCGCGUGGCGUCCCGCUUUUCGAAGAACGAUCAGCAGUACGCACAUUUUUUGGCACAAACCUACUACGAACAAGAUCGUGCAGAUGAAGAACAUGCCAAAGAGGAGCCAGAAGUGCCCACCGUAGAGCUGAAUGAGCUGAACUUGCCUGCUCCGGCCAGAGAGAACGAAAGAGACAGGAGGAUGGCAUCCAAUCAGAGCGUAUUGAGUACUAAGGAGGAUGAUUCACCCUCGAAAUUCUGGACUUUUUCCAGGUUCAAAGAGCUCUUGGUGGAUUCCACCAACGAGGCUCCACCAUCACCGUCCCCCAGGAGUUCUGCGGCUGUCUCGCGCGCCAAGGGCUUCGGCCUUUCCAAGUCUCAGCUCCAAGCUGCUGGGCUCAGUGCCACGGGCCACGCCCUUUGUAAGUCCUCCAGGCCAGCAGCUGAUGACUCUCAUGACAGUGAGAUGAGUGGCGCAGAGAGUGAAGCACCUACGGACAUGGACUAAGUCCAAGUCCAUAAUUCUCAGGGCCUUUUAUGCCCCCAUAAUUAUGUCGCCCAAAAGUUCAAAAUGUGUCGUGCAGCUUGUUGCUAGGGU
Molecule: messenger RNA, 1255 nt
Organism: Cladocopium goreaui
Lineage: Eukaryota; Dinophyceae; Suessiales; Symbiodiniaceae
Source: the annotation of a GenBank genome assembly